AUGACGACGAGAGACACGGUCUUCAAAUUUAAAGACAAGUUUGUUUUCAAAUAUUAAACAUUUCUCUCAGCUUCUAGUAUUAUCGAUCCCAGAAAACGUGGCUGUUGAUGCAAACUCGGCCGCGGUCGUGGUUGUUUUCGUCACGUUUUUUCUCGUGUCUUCCUAAUAAACACGCGGUAAAGAUCAAAACAUUCAAACUCGAAAGUUGCAAUGCUAAACAAAAUGAAACUUUUUUGAAAAAGACAACCACAACCGUAGCGGCCACAUUCUCUGGCACCAAUAAUUCAUUCCAUAAUAAACAUAAGUUUAGAAUAAUUUUGUUGGAAGACCUCGAGAAAUUGUAUAACAAUGAGGCGAUAGACCCGGAUGACAUAAUCAAAAUAGCUGAAAAACCAGAUGAACCUUUCGUUGAUUAUACGCUCGGUACUCUUUAAUUUUCUCAAUCUUGUCAUUUAUCAUGUGUUCAGACGUCAUUACCUACCUUUAUGGCGAACAAUAUCCAUUUCGAAGACAGCGGAAUACUCUGGACAGGGAUCCGUUGACUGCGUAUUCAGACGAAAGUGACGUGGAAGCUCCCAAGUGCACAAUUCCUUCUACAGUCGGAGGCGGGUUUCCAUCGUCAAUAUCUUCACGGCCUCCUACGCAACCUGUGCCGAACGCACAUAGUUCGGAACUUACUCAGACUAAAAAGGCUCCAAGGCCGUCACAAGUGACCGCUUCCGUGCCGUCUCAAAAAACUCAGACUAUAGCUGCUGUUGUAGCGGCCCCGAAGUUUUCUGAGUCUGACACAGUUUCAAAGUCUUCAAAAGUGAAUAAAGUUGUGCUACCUAGCAGAGACCGCCAGAAGAAGGCUCCACUCUUCUUAAGUGCAGCAGAUAAGAUAUACAUAGAUCAUCCGCUGUGCCAUGUGGAACCGGCUGAUCCAGAUUCAAUCACGGGUUAGUGGAUACAUAUUGUUACCCCGGAAAUAAAUGCGUUUUAGGCGAAGAAGUAAUUUCUGAACUGCAAAGACUGGAAAAAAUGUGUAAGACAGCACUUAAUUAUAAAAAGGAAGUGAAAAGAACGUUUUGGAAUACGAAACGGGACGGUAAUAAAGUGGUGAGAAAUUCUUGUCUAGGGAAAUGCACAUGACCUCGGUUACAGGCUGUCUGUCGUCUCUGUCCAUUUUCGGAGCCCUACACACCAUACACUGCUCAGCUUUUUAUUGACCAUUUAUUCAGUGAGGGGCACAAGAAGUAUCUAUCACAGAUUAGUGUCCCUAGAAAAUCAUUUCUUUACUAUGAAAAAAAGAUAUCGGCGUUCAACUUUGAAAACAAAAACACCGAUGGAAUCAGAACAAGUAAAGAGCCUCGAAAAAUCACAAGCAAAAAAGAAGCCAACGCGAAGCAAGUGGAAAACAAAGAAUAUAGCAAUUCUCACGCAUCGGAAUCACCGAUCCCUCCAACAACGUGUGCUUUGCCGAGCAACAAUGUCCAGAAAUCACGUAAGCUUCUUAUCCAUCUAGCAAUGUUCAAAUUGGAAUUAGCGCUUUCAGACGCUCCCACCGUUCCUCUGAUCACUCUUGUUGAACCUCUUCAAUGUGUUCCACGGACGGACCUAACUGCAUGUGAGCUCCCACUGUUCAAUUAUCACCGGAAUGGACAAGUGCAAGCCGACUGCCUGGGACCCACUCUCGAAGAAAUCAAUUUAAUGGAGCACGUGCGUUUCCAAAUGAUGAACAAUCUGAAUUAUCGGGUAAAAUGUUUUGUAAAACCGGUAAGAGAUACGUCUAAGAACACUGCUGAUUCGUGUUUUCUUACAGACUCAAUGCAGCUACUGUCAGGUGGAUAUCUCUGAUUGGACAGCGAUCAAUGUGGCUGUUCAUGCAUUCUCUGUGGAACAUUUGAAAAAGGUUCAUCUCAUUUUUUUUCAAAUCUCGGAACAUGUUCAAUUUAGGUACGCCGAGUCAAACACAAAGAAGAAUAUCAGUACUGGAUUUUCAAAAUUCAACAGUAUCCCGCAUUAAUCGCCGGCUACAUUAAAUCCAGAAAUCUACGCGACGAUGUCAUUCGAGUCAAAGUUUGUUGGCCACCCGCUCCAGAGAUGAACGGCCCGGGUAAAUCCAAUAGUUUGAUGUUUAGGAAUGACUCAUUCGUUAUAGAAUUUACGAGUUGCACAAACGAAGACUACGAGUACAUUGAUAAUUUUGACGACACACAAUUAACAUCCCGAGAAAAAGAGUUCUUAAUUCAUGAGGUGAGAUCCUCACGUCAUUUUUUGGUGUCCACUUUAAUUUAGUACGGCGCCUGCAUCUUCUGCAAUGAAUGGAUUCUCGAUCCGGUGAAAAUCAUCAUGCAUUAUCUGAAUGAUAACGGACAUUCAGCAAAUGUACGUAAUUUUCCCUUGUAGGCUAUUAUUAAAAGAAACAUUUCAAGGUCAAAUCUAUCAAACGAACAGUUCGCAGGGCUGAGAUGUCUCCAUUUUUACAAUGUCUGAGAAAUCAUCAGAAAAGAAUACAUAUCCUAAAGUUUGUAUAAUAAUAACUUAACAUAAAUGCAGUUGCAAUUAUCUCAUGUUUACAGGGAUCCAGAUAUUCUAAGAUCAUGUGAAAUCAUGUGA
Caenorhabditis sp. 36 PRJEB53466 is the source of this 2598-nucleotide messenger RNA. Lineage: Eukaryota; Metazoa; Nematoda; Chromadorea; Rhabditida; Rhabditidae. The record is from the annotation of a GenBank genome assembly.